UCAAUCGAGUGAUUAUUUACCCGCGAUCGCUGGUUUGUCAAUGGGCCAACGCAGCUUAUUAGCAAUUCCGUUAGUUUUACAUAAUCACCUCGAGAUACAACAUUAACAGCUAUGAUUCAUUUGGAUACAGCCAUGGGUAGAACCACAAUGCAGGCCAGGGGAAGAUUCAAAAUUUCCCUGCUGUUUGUGGUCUUGAUCAUGUUCGUUUUGGCGACAUGUACAAUUUCAUAUUACUUGACAAGUUAUUACCAUGUAAAAUCUUCGCUAAUCGCAGGAGUCACAAAUGUGCAGAAGAGCCACUACAUAAAUAUUCAAACCUGGGAAGAUUUUUCACCUGUGAAAUCAACACGAAAAGUGAAAAGAAUUAUUUACAAUAGAGUAGGAAAAUGUGGAAGCCGCACCAUGAUACAGCUCAUGAUCAGUCUCACAGGAAAACUCAAUUAUACAGUGAUUGGAUCAACCAAGAAUAAUAUUCUACAUCUAAACCUGCGAGAACAGCUUGAAUUUGUGGACUAUAUAGAUCAUCUUCAGUCACCAGUCAUUUAUCAUCACCACAUACAUUUCGUCGACUUUAAGAGACAUUUGACGAAUGCGUCAAAAAUGAAAUGAAAGAAUGCGUCGAUCCUCAAAGGAUUUUGUACAUCAUUCCUUACUUUUGCGGCCAUGAAGCCUUCUGCAGGAGACCUACCGAACUAGCUCUUAGACAGGCCAAGAUAAACGUCAUUAAAAAUUAUCUGGUUGUGGGUGUUACUGAGGAGUUGGAAGAUUUUCUGUUUGUUCUUGAGAGACUUUUACCAGAAUUUUUCUCGGGUGUGUUAAACAUCUACAGGACUCCAGACGAUAACCUCAAUUCCAAGAUGACAUCAACUAAAACCGUGAAUAAGAUAGGACCUUCUCCAGAAGUACAACAAAUAAUGAAGAAACAUCUGCAAUUAGAAUACGACUUUUAUGAAUUUGUAAAGGAGAGAUUUCAUAGACUGAAAGCCGAACUCAGAUAACAAAACGACCUAGUUGUUGGAGGCAUGGUGCAUUUGUAUAUCAUCUAUGUAUUUCGGUGCUUGGUAAUUAUCAUCCAUCAGAGAGACGCAAAUCUUAUGACCCCUCAGACGACUGAUAUGGGAAAGAUGGUGCAGAAAGCUUCGAUUAAGAUUGUCCGAAAAAUGAACUAUGAGUUCGCCAAGAAGUUGAUCUUCAUGGACAUGGGAUAACCUGAAUUUUAAUUUGUAU
Molecule: messenger RNA, 1227 nt
Organism: Pocillopora damicornis (cauliflower coral)
Lineage: Eukaryota; Metazoa; Cnidaria; Anthozoa; Scleractinia; Pocilloporidae
Product: uronyl 2-sulfotransferase
Cellular component (GO): membrane
Molecular function (GO): sulfotransferase activity
Source: RefSeq, a predicted model, not a curated record